UGCGGAUACAUAUAGAAUUACGUGGAAAACCAUAUUCGAUAAAAAUUAUAUGUACGGCUUGGAGGGAGAUCUUUCUUUCAUAUUUUUCGAGACUCACCUUACAAUAUGAGAUUAAAAAGUCAAAAUAAAUUAUUUUAGCCCUCAUAAAUAGAAAACUAAUUCUUAAAUCCCUUUCACACUCAUGUCACGUCGUAUCACAAUGUGAUAAAAAAAUCAAUAAAAAAGAUCCUAUGCCGGAUUAAUCGUAUUCUGGGCUGGAGCAAUGAACCUAAGCUUCAGUCAUCAUGUAUUGAACAGAAGCAAAAGCCUCAGUAACAAUUGGACGGUAGUAAAAAGUCAUAGCAAACCCCGUAGCUGCUUGUACUAAAAAACAAGUGAGCGUAACUCCUCCUAGAUAAUAAAAUAUAUUGACAUGGGGAGGAAGCAUAAUGGUUAAAUUUGUAAAAAGCAAAAAGCACAGGAGAUUCGGUAAUGUAAACCUCCAAUCAUGAACCUCCAGCACACCUCGAUUUAAAAGGAAUAUAUUGAAUUUAUAUGUAGAGAAUUUUGGAUAUUUAUUACCUGAUUUGGAAUUUCCAAUACACUUAGUUGAUCCGUAAAACUCGACCGAAGUAAAUUGAUUUUGUGCAAUUGAUGACGGUUUGAUAUCGUUGACAAUGAGAGACCGUACUGCUUUGCGUAGGUUUUUCGCCAUUCUUUUUUUGAGUGUUUUUUCAUAAUUACUGGGUGUCCUUAUUGAAUUCCACUUUUUGUGCUGCUCUUUGUUAUGCUUUUUCAUAAGAAAAUUCUCUUGAACGCGGCAGAUCCGGUGUGAACGGGAUGCUUAGACGGGGAAAGGGAUUAGGCUGCAUCUGAAGAGGAAAAUUUAUAAAAGGUCUAAAGAAAAUGAGGUUUUAAUGAAUUGGAUUCAAAAGGCUCCAAAAAAACUGAAAUCCCUAAUCAGAACUGAACACUUUAAGAAGUAAAUCUGAUUUUGAUUUUGUGCAAUUGAUAACGGUUUGAUAAAGAAUUCCAAAAUAAUCUGUUGAUAAUUAUAUAAUCAAAUAUAAUUAAUUUUGGAAGAUUUUCAAGAGAUUUUAUUGAUAAUUUUGUAAUGGAAAAUAAUAAAAUAAAAAACUUUAACUCAAAAAAUUUGAGAAUAUCUCAUUCAGAAACGGAACGUUUCGAGGGCAUUUGGCUCGGUUCGCCUUGUAUCUAUGUAUAAAAGAUGAUGUAGUGAUGAGUUUUAAUUCUUUUUUAUUUGGAGAUUGGAGUUAUUGAUAGUUGGACAUUUUUGGGUGGUAGAAAAAUCAGCGAUGUGGACUGUGUCCCCUAAUCAUCUAAAAUCUAAUUACGCCUGGCCCCACUCGACCUUUAUAUUUGUCGUUUGCUUUCCGUUUGGUUUACUUAUAAUCAUGAUUUUAAUUUUAAAAUUUAUUUAUUAAAUAAUAAAAAUAUACAUUUUUCAAAUUAAAUUUAUAAUAUUAUCUCUUUUUUUUUACAAUUAAAAUUAAAAUUAAAAUUAUUUUAAUUUUGAAACCAAACACCCCUUAAUUUUCCUAAAGAAUUGAUGAGUGACUCACACCCGCCCACAACCUUUUCCCCAAUACCAUUACUACGACAGUGUGAAUGCAUGGGAAAGAAAAAGAAAAUAAUAAUAAUAAUAAUGUGGGUUUGAUCUCUAAAGCUGCCGUGUGAAAAGAAAAGAAAAGAAAAGAAAAGAGAAAAAAGGGGACCACUCUGCUUUGUAUUGUGAAAAACGGGCGUAUGUGAAAAGAAUCUUCUUUCAAAUUAUGUCAUCGUCUGCCUUCUUCAUCGGCAACGACCUCGAUAGUCCUCGUCCCAACACCAGCGUGUUAUCAACGAGCUCACCUCUGUCUUAUCUUCUGGGAUCCGGAGACCAGCACGCUUGACUCUAUCGCUAGCUCCUCCUCAGUAGCGGCGGCUCGCCACCGUGCCCCUCCUCCCAAGCGUGAUAAUACUCAAAGUCAAAAGACCCAAAUGGCGGAUAUCGCGAACGCUGUGUUUGGCGCUUGCCUCACGUGCUGGGAUCGCACGGCGAAUUACAGAAGGUACAUCAAGAGUCUCGGUGACAAUUUGACUACCCUCGAGAGCAAGAUCGGAGAGCUGGGCCAUGUCUAUGAUGACGUGGACCGACUGGUCUCAACAGCUGAAGAAGGAGAUCGAUGGAUCCGAAAGCACGACGUGGCUGGCUGGUUGCACAGGGUGGAAACCCAUAGGGAGAAGGCCGAAGAGAUUCUGGUCAAGGGGAAGGAUAUGAUGGGAACGAAUUGCCUGUGCGGACUCUGUCUCAGCAACUGCCGCUCACGUUACAAGCAGUCGAAGCUUGCCGAGGCAAAGGGAGUCGAGAUAGAGACUGCGCUGGUCGAAGGCCGUAACUUCAAGGUCAAGGAAGAUGUUGCCUACGAGCCUGCUGAUCCCCCGAUGUUUGAGAUACCUCUCGAGCCGCCAGUGGGCUUAGAUUCCAGCUUUGAGGAGGUAUGGAAGUGGGUUCAAGAUGACAGCGUGAGACGUAUAGGGAUAUAUGGCAUGGGCGGUGUGGGAAAGACCACCCUCCUAAAGAAAAUCCACAAUGAAUUCCUGGGAAUUCGGAAUGAUUAUGAUGUUGUUGCUUGGGUUGUGGUGUCCCAACCAAUUGAUCCUACAAAAAUUCAGAAAGCCAUCUGGGAUAAAUUGAAUCUCCCUAAAUCGGAAUGGGAUCGCACCAGUGAAUUCGAUAGAGCUCCCAAGAUAUUGAACAUCAUGAAGAGAAAGAGUUUUCUGCUCUUUUUGGAUGACGUAUGGGACGAAAUAAAUCUCUUGAAUAUUGGCAUCCCUUAUCGCGGUCAUCAACGGCAGUCAAAGAUCAUCUUCACAACCCGAUCAGGGGAAGUAUGUGGUCUAAUGCAAGCUGAGAGGACAAAGAAGAUUGGUUGUUUGCCACGAGAUAAAGCCCUCGAACUAUUCCGAGAGAAGGUGGGUGAAGAAACUUGGACCGCCCAUGUUGAAAUCCCAAGGCUUGCCGAAUCUCUAGUUAAAGAGUGCUCGUACUUGCCGCUUGCUCUUAUUACUGUAGGGGCAGCUAUGGCCGGUAAGAAGCAUCCCGAUGAGUGGGGACGAGCUAUUAAAUAUUUGGAGAAUCGCCCAUCAGACUUUACAAGAAUGACAGAAAGGGUGCUCUCCGUGCUAGAAUUUAGCUAUGAUGCUUUGCCAAAUGAAACGCAGAAGAAGUGCUUCUUGUAUUGUUCAAUAUUCCCAGAGGAUUAUGUAUUUGAUGUGGAUGAGUUGAUUGAUCUAUGGAUGGGGGAGGGCUUUCUCAGCGAAUGUGAAUGUUCACAUGAAGCACGUGAUUGGGGAAUCGAUAUAAUCAGAUACCUCAUACGUGUUUGUUUGUUGGAGGUAGUUGACGAGGGUAUUGGCGAAGAUUUUAAAAUGCAUGAUGUAGUUCGAGAUAUGGCUUUAUGGUUGGUAUCUGAGCAUGGGCAGAAGAAGAAUAAGAUAGUAUGUUUGGAAAAGCAGAGGUCCUUUGAGCCGAAGGAAUUUAUGAAGUGGACUAAUGCAGAAACAAUUUAUCUCCAGCUUGGGUAUCAAAAGAUGGAAAACUUCGCUGUAACACUCCCGGCUUUUUCCAGUCUAUCUACUCUGAUAAUACGAGGAACCAGCAUGAAUACAUUUCCGAAAGGAUUCUUUUCUUCCAUGCCAUUGUUGAGAGUGCUGGAUUUGUCAUCCAAUAGUGACUUGGAAGAUUUACCUAAUGAUAUUGGAGCACUAGUAAAUUUGACGUACCUUGAUUUGCGGUGGACAAGUAUAAUCAAGCUGCCUGUGGAGCUGAAGACACUGACAAAGUUGGUGUUUCUGCUUUUAGAUGAUAAAUGUGAUGUUCCGAGGGGACUGAUCCCAAGUCUUCCAUCCUUAAGAGUGCUUUGGAUGUCUCGUCCACAAAUAGAUGAUGAGGGAGAAGAGCUCAAUGUGAUUGAGGAGCUGAUGAAUGGCAUGAACAACCAAAUAGAUGAUGUUUCCUUGCAUUUAAUGGUUGCCGCUGAUGUCCAAAAGUUACUCACGGACUGUCCUCACUUGCAGAGGUGCUUAAGACAACUCGAUCUUACAGAGUGUGAGGGUUUGCGGUCACUUAUAAUCCCGAAGCCAUCAUUGAGGAGAAUGGAGAAUCUGAGAGCUCUAAGGAUUUGGGAGUGUGGAUUGGAGGAGAUAAGCGUAGUCAAGGGAGAAUCAUACUGUUGCGGCGGUGAGACUGGAAGAAGUGAUGGAUCUGGAUCUCCUCCUCAUCCUCUUCCUUCUUCUUAUUAUCCAGAACUAACUUCAACUUCAAGUUGCCUGGAAAGUCAUAACUGCUUCCGUAGCCUCAAAAAGAUAGUCAUCGGGGAUUGUGAUAGCUUAAAAGAAGUGACAGCUGUAAUUUAUCAUGCUCCCAGCCUUACCUACCUCGCAAUCGAGCACUGUGACGCGAUGCGGGAACUGAUAAGUGGGGAUGUUGAAGAUUCCCGCGUGGUCAGAACGCUCUCAUGCCUCAUCCACCUUCAGUUAACAAAUCUUCCGGAAUUGGAGAGCAUCUGCAAGAGAGGUCUGCCCUUUCCUUCGCUGAAAUCAUUACUGGUUAUGGAGUGCCCAAAACUGAAGAAGCUCCCACUGGAUAGCAAGAGCAGAGCCGGGGCAAGACAAUUAAGCCGAAUUGAAGGAGGAGAGAAGUGGUGGGAUGGGUUGCGGUGGGAUGAUCCCGAGACCAAGCAAUACUUCUCUACCAAGUUUGUCGGCCGUUGAUUCCUUUUCCGAAUAAAAUUUCUUUCUCAUGGUCAUCCAUCCAUCCAUACAUAUCUAUGCAAGAGGGCCCAUGAAUGAUGACACGCACACGGCUUCUUAAAAUUUUAGUAUUGUGAUAUAAUUUUGCGAGAAACCAACAAAAGAGUUUGUUGUUUUUUAUAUAUAGA
This is a messenger RNA of Punica granatum (pomegranate), 4922 nucleotides long. The record is from RefSeq and is a predicted model, not a curated record. NCBI's taxonomy places the organism in Eukaryota, Viridiplantae, Streptophyta, Magnoliopsida, Myrtales, Lythraceae.